AUGGCCCUGGACCUGCUGCUGGGCCUGCUGGGCUCAAGGCACCCAACAGCCACAUCCCCAGGACGAGGGGCUGGCAGUGCCCACGCAGGACAGACACGGGUGGCUGAGGGAGCCCAUGGGAGCAGCGCCCCAGAGCCAGGACUGGCACACUGGAGGCUGUGGGGGGCACAUGGGGCUCUUCCAAAUGCUGUUCACUCUGGCACAGCUGGGCCUUCCCUGCAUUCCCUAUCCCUUCAUCCUUCAUUCUCCCAUUCCUCAUCCCUGUAUCCCUCAGCCUGGCAUGUCCCAUCCCUUCAUCCCCAUCACAACAGCCCCAUCCCGCAUCCCUGUCUCCCCAGUCCCUGUGUGAGCUCUGGCACCCCAAGGCCCUGUGCCAAUCCCACGCAGGUGGAUCGCAGCGAGGUGAUCAAGAGCAACCUGAACCCCGUGUUCGCCAAGAUCUUCACGGUCGAUUACUACUUCGAGGAGGUGCAGAAGCUGCGGUUCGAGGUGUACGACAGCCACGGGCAGGCCGGCGUGGGCACGCACGAUGACGACUUCCUGGGGGGCAUGGAGUGCACCGUGGGGCAGAUCGUGGCGCAGAAACGGGUGACGAAGCCGCUGUUCCUCAAGUACGGGAAGUUUGCGGGCAAGUCCACGAUCACGAUCAUCUCGGAGGAGAUCUCGGGGAACAACGGCUACGUGGAGCUCGCCUUCCGCGCCAAGAAACUGGAUGACAAGGACCUCUUCAGCAAGUCAGAUCCCUUCCUGGAGAUCUACCGCAUCGACGACGACCGCAGCGAGCAGCUGGUGUACCGCACCGAGGUGGUGAAGAACAACCUGAGCCCCAUCUGGGAGCCCUUCAAAGUCUCCCUCAACUCGCUCUGCAGCUGUGAGGAGAAGAGGAAGCUGAGGUGCGUGGUGUGGGACUACGACUCGCGGGGCAAGCACGACUUCAUUGGGGAGUUCUUCACCACCUUCGAGGAGAUGCAGAAGGCGAUGGGGGAGAACAAGGUGGGACAUGGGGACAUGGGGAUGGCCUGGGGGUCACCCUGUGCGCUGCCAGUAGACCCUGUCCUAGCAGCCACCUUCCAGCUCCUCCUCUGGGUUUGCUGUCGUUUUCUUCUCACUGCUCUCCUGUUUGGGGAAGGGAUGGUGGGUUUGGGGUCUUCUGGGGAAUCAGUCAUGGAUGGAUGGGGUGGCUGGAGCCUGGGGUUGGCUGGGAGGAUCAGUAGGGGUGGGUAG
Molecule: messenger RNA, 1224 nt
Organism: Cyanistes caeruleus (blue tit)
Lineage: Eukaryota; Metazoa; Chordata; Aves; Passeriformes; Paridae
Source: RefSeq, a predicted model, not a curated record